CAUUGGCCGAUGACUCGCAGUUGAACGCUGCCUACAGACUGCGCCUGCGCUGCGAGGCUCCGCGCGGCUCCGCGCGGCUCCGCGCGGCCCCGCCCGGCCUGGGCACCUGAAGCCCUUCGGCGCGGAGGAGGGCGGGGACUCGGGGCGACUCUCAGCAUCAGCCUGGAGCCGGUGGCUCUGUUUGGGCGCUGUGGAGUCGCCUAGUCCGCCUCCUCCCCGCGGAAAUGCACAAUUUUGAGGAAGAGUUAACUUGUCCCAUAUGUUACAGUAUUUUUGAAGAUCCUCGUGUACUGCCAUGCUCUCAUACAUUUUGUAGAAAUUGUUUGGAAAACAUUCUUCAGGCAUCUGGUAACUUUUACAUAUGGAGACCUUUACGAAUUCCACUCAAGUGCCCUAAUUGCAGAAGUAUUAUUGAAAUUGCUCCAACUGGUAUUGAAUCUUUACCUGUUAAUUUUGCAUUAAGGGCUAUUAUUGAAAAAUACCAGCAAGAAGACCAUCCAGAUAUUGUCACCUGCCCUGAACAUUACAGGCAACCAUUAAAUGUUUACUGUCUACUAGACAAAAAAUUAGUUUGUGGUCAUUGCCUUACCAUAGGUCAACAUCAUGGUCAUCCUAUAGAUGACCUUCAAAGUGCCUAUUUCAAAGAAAAGGACACUCCUCAAAAACUGCUUGAACAGUUGACUGACACACACUGGACAGAUCUUACCCAUCUUAUUGAAAAGCUGGAAGAACAAAAAUCUCAUUCUGAGAAAAUGGUCCAAGGCGAUAAGGAAGUUGUUCUCCAGUAUUUUAAGGAGCUUAAUGAUACAUUAGAACAGAAAAAAAAAAGUUUCCUAACAGCUCUCUGUGAUGUUGGCAAUCUAAUUAAUCAAGAAUAUACUCCACAAAUUGAAAGAAUGAAGGAAAUGAGAGAGCAGCAGCUUGAAUUAAUGACACUGACAACAUCUUUACAAGAAGAGUCUCCACUUAAAUUUCUUGAAAAAGUUGAUGAUGUACGCCAGCGUGUAGAGAUCUUGAAACAAAGACCACUUCCUGAGGUUCAACCUGUUGAGAUUUAUCCUCGAGUAAGCAAAAUAUUGAAAGAAGAAUGGAGCAGAACAGAAAUUGGACAAAUUAAGAAUGUUCUCAUUCCCAAAAUGAAAAUUUCUCCAAAAAGAAUGCCAUGUUCCUGGUCUGAUAAGGAUGAAAGGGAAAUUGAAUUUUUUAAAAUUUUAAACAUUGUUGUAGUUACAUUAAUUUCAGUGAUACUGAUGUCAAUACUCUUUUUCAACCAACACAUCAUAACCUUUUUAAAUGAAAUCACUUUAAUAUGGUUUUCUGAAGCCUCUCUAUCUGUUUACCAAAGUUUAUCUAACAAUCUGCAUGAGGUAAAGAAUAUAUUGUAUCACAUUUUCUAUUUGUUGAUGGAAUUCAUGUGGAAAAUAGUUUCUCAUUGAAAACGUUAACCUGAAUUGUUUAAAUGGGCUCAUUCUGUACAUUGCUAAAUGAAAAAUAGGGUGGCAGCAUGAAUAAAUAGCAAACUAAGCUUUAUUAGUGCUGCGACUAAUAUAAACAAAGUUUAUAUUUGUUGCUUUUGGUUAGGAAUAUGUCAAAGUUAGAAAUAUCUGAAAUAUUCAAAUCUUUGGGAAAAUCUAGUAACUAAUUUGAAAAUUAAUACACUAUCCCAUUUUUAUUGGCUUUAUGAAGGUUGACAUAAUGUUGCUGUGACAUUUAAACAUUCUUGUACCAAUAUUGUCUUUUACCAUUAUUAUAUACUGCAGUUAAUUGGCUUUACAGUUCUUUAUAUAUAUAGCAAAAUCCUGAAAGUACGUAUACCUUUAUUUUGAUAUGGCUUGAAGCUUUUGAAUGGGUGAAUAGGAUGAUAGAAAGGUUUUAAAAUCAAGCAACAAAAUCUUAAAGUGAUAAGGCAUUGCUUAAAGAUCUUUUGAUCAAACAUACCUGUGUUUUAGAUAGAUUUAAGAGCCCUAAAUGUUUAUCACCAUUCACUCCAAAUAAAGCUAUUGCUUUUGGAUAACUGUUCGGGAACGGUGGCUUUUUUUUUUUUUU
Piliocolobus tephrosceles (Ugandan red Colobus) is the source of this 2046-nucleotide messenger RNA. It is a transcript of the gene TRIM59, whose product is annotated as tripartite motif containing 59. NCBI's taxonomy places the organism in Eukaryota, Metazoa, Chordata, Mammalia, Primates, Cercopithecidae. Bases 225 to 1436 code for a protein of 403 amino acids. Gene Ontology annotation, molecular function: zinc ion binding; ubiquitin protein ligase activity. The record is from RefSeq and is a predicted model, not a curated record. Gene Ontology annotation, biological process: innate immune response; negative regulation of canonical NF-kappaB signal transduction. The transcript has 2 exons.